AUGCGUGUGCGUUGGGUUGCCCGUUGCCGGUCCCCCGACUGCUCUCCUCCCCUCCCCCUCUUUUUAUUCUUCUCUUUGGGUUGGGCUGGCCGCAGGUUUUGUUCACGCGAGGAAGCGAAAUUUGAUACAGUUAGAGAACGUAACUUGAAACUACGAGGAGCACUAAGCAAGCGAAGGAAAAGACUCUGCAGGAUGGCACGCCCUUUGAUUUAUCCAAUUCUUUCCCUUGUGGCUGCCGCUACACUGGUGACGACGGCGGUGGAGGCCCUUUACGUCGUGCCACAGGGACGGCUGCGUGAGACGGGCUCCGGCUGGCACCCCUGCGACCCGGACGUGCCGCAGUGGAGCGGCUACUUUGACAUUCCCGGCCGAGAAGGCGACAAGCACUACUUUUACUGGGCAUUUGGGCCCCGCAACGGGAACCCAGAGGCCCCUGUGCUGCUUUGGAUGACGGGUGGGCCGGGGUGCAGCUCCAUGUUUGCGUGCUGGGCGGAGAAUGGACCGUGUCUGGUGAAUGAGACCACAGGGGAUAUCUACAAAAACAACUACUCAUGGAACAAUGAGGCAUAUGUGAUUUACGUUGACCAGCCUGCAGGAGUGGGGUUCUCAUACGCAGAAGUGGAAGACUACGACUCAAAUGAGGAGGAGGUUUCGGAGGACAUGUACCACUUUCUCCAGGCGUUUUUUAGGGCCCACCAAAAACUGCGGAAGAACAAACUCUUUGUUGUUGGCGAAAGCUACGGGGGACACUACGCUCCUGCGACGGCGCACCACAUCAACAAAGCCAAUCGCGAACAUGUGGGUCUUCCCAUCCGACUUGCUGGUCUUGCGGUUGGUAACGGCCUUACAGACCCAUACACACAAUACGCUGCGUAUCCGAGUUUCGCAUGGGGGUGGUGCAGGGAAAAGCUUGGAGAGCCUUGUGUCUCUGAGGAAGGCUACCAACAGAUGAGUAGCAUGGUGCCCCCAUGCCAAAAGGCCAUUGAAAUUUGUAACUCCGACAACAAUUUUAUUGCGAAGGCGGCUUGCGUCACUGCAAGAGUCCUCUGCAAUCCAAUCAUUGGGGUCUACAGCGCCACAGGGCUCAAUAACUACGACAUCCGCAAGCCGUGCAUUGGGACCCUUUGCUACAAUUUUGACGCCCUGAAUGCAUUUAUGAACCGAGAGGAUGUGCAGAGCUCUCUUGGGGCGAAGCGACAGGUGUGGCAGUCAUGCAACAUGGAGGUCAACCUAAUGUUCCUGAUGGACUGGUUCAAGAACUUCAACUACACCGUGCCGACUCUUCUUGAGGAUGGUGUUAGUGUGAUGAUUUACGCUGGCGAAAUGGAUUUUAUCUGCAACUGGAUCGGCAACAAGCAAUGGACGACAGCACUGAACUGGCCUGGCAAAGCGCUGUUCAACGCAGCCCUCGACGAGCCAUUCCGGGCCCCCGACGGCACUGUGGCUGGGCUUUUCCGCACCGCCGCCGCGGCGUCGACGUCGAACCUGACCUUCGUGCAGGUGUACAACGCGGGACACAUGGUGCCAAUGGAUCAGCCAGCGUCUGCCUUUGUGAUGAUAAGCAACUUCCUGCAAGGCAGACCCUUCAAUUGA
This is a messenger RNA of Trypanosoma cruzi, 1593 nucleotides long. RefSeq names its product serine carboxypeptidase (CBP1), putative. Gene Ontology annotation, biological process: proteolysis. Lineage: Eukaryota; Euglenozoa; Kinetoplastea; Trypanosomatida; Trypanosomatidae. The coding region runs from base 1 to 1593 and encodes 530 amino acids. The transcript has a single exon. Gene Ontology annotation, molecular function: serine-type carboxypeptidase activity. The record is from RefSeq and is a predicted model, not a curated record.